Molecule: messenger RNA, 16954 nt
Organism: Drosophila guanche
Lineage: Eukaryota; Metazoa; Arthropoda; Insecta; Diptera; Drosophilidae
Product: midasin
Exons: 13
Coding region: 149-16771 (5540 amino acids)
Biological process (GO): rRNA processing; ribosomal large subunit assembly
Cellular component (GO): preribosome, large subunit precursor; nucleus
Molecular function (GO): ATP hydrolysis activity; ATP binding
Source: RefSeq, a predicted model, not a curated record
UAGACUGCGCGCUGCACGUGUUUCAAAAUUCGCGUGUGUUGCUGGUUUAUUCUCCUGGUCUGUGCGCUGAAAUUAACAAGAAACACACAGUUUAAGUAGCUCAAAAGAAGUAAUAAUAUCCCCACACAGUUGACCGGCUACCAAGGAAAUGGAGGUAAAUGCCAGCAAGCUACGAUUUUGUGCCCAGCGACUUCUACAGUUAACUGCCAACGAGACGCAAGACAAUGUGUUUGUUCAGAAUGUGCAAAAGUUCAUCAAGAAGCAGAAAUAUGUGCCACAAGACGUGGAGCGUCUGUUCAGCAGUCUCAGCGAGCAACUUGCGUGUCCCGCCUACACCGUGCCCCUGGCAGUUAGUUUCGAGGAGCAACUGUUGCUGCUCCUAAGCAUGGCCUUGCGAUGGGACCCUGCAGGCCACGAUCUCCAUCAAUAUCACAUGGAGUGCAUUGCCCUGUCAAAGUUAAUGGACUUCUCCGUUGAUGCCCAAAGAUUCGCUAAGAGCUACUUUCACAACAAGCCAGCUCCAUUCGAGAAGAACCAAAGUAAUGCCACUGUCCCCAGCAAAAAGGCAAAGAACGCAAAGGCUAACCAAAAGUUGGAUGAACUGCAGCUGCUGAGAUCUUGCUACCAGUUGCUGCGCAGUGACACGUCCUACUAUCGAGAGUUGUGGGACUGGUCUGGAUUUAUUACCACUUACUCGCACCUCAAGACCCCAUGCCCGAUGACACAGCUCUACUGCAAUCACAUCAUGGCCAUGCUCACGAACAUGAGCCCCACCCAGCUGAAUGAACAAAAUGCCAAAAUAUCCACAGACGCACAGCUUCGAUUCGAGCGGGAGAAGGAGCAGGCGUGGGCCAUGGCCAGGCAGGUCGAGAGCUGCUGCUAUGCCCCCGAUGAUGGUACGCCCGAGCAGAUGCUCAGCCUGAGCCCCAACCAGAGUGUGACCAACAUUGAAGGCGUGCUCUUGCCGACAUUCAAUGCGAAGAAUCAGGAAUUCUACGCCAGCACUGACGGCUGCUACGACCGCAUUGUCAAAGUGGACUCGACGAUUGUAAAUCUGCGGAGCAUUGCCCUUGGCGUCGCUGCAGCCAAGCCCAUUUGCCUCUCCGGUCCGGUGGGCUGUGGCAAGACGACUCUUAUUGAGUAUCUGGCCCGCAAGACGGGACGCAUUUGCCCCAAGCCAAAGGAGAUUGAAACGCGCGAAAAGGCGCUGCGCAAGGCCGAAGACGAUGACAAAUUGUUGACGCCGAAGAAAGGAAAAAAGGGGAAAGAAAAAAAGAGAAAACUAGUGGAGGAGAAGGAUCUACCCAUCGACCAGGCACUGCUGGAACUAAGUGAUGUGUCGCAAAAGCAUGGCUUUCUGCGUAUACAACUGGGCGAUCAGACCGAUAGCAAAAUGCUAUUGGGUCAAUAUCGCUGCACAGAUGUGCCCGGCGAAUUUGUUUGGCUUCCAGGUGUCCUCACGCAGGCUGUCAUGCAUGGCUACUGGCUGCUGCUGGAGGAUCUGGAUGCCGCCACCCAAGACACGUACACUAUUCUGAGCAGUCUGCUGGAGCGACAAUGCCUGAGUGUGCCCGGCUUUCGGGACUCUGUAAAGAUAGAGCCGGGCUUUCAGUUGUUUGUGACAGUGCGGACAAACAAAUCAGCUAGCAAUUCGGGGCAGAAAUCGCUCUACUCGCUGCUGGAUAAAUAUCUGUAUACGAUCAACGUACUGCCGCUCUCCCGCAACGAGCUGUGCAAGGUGGUGAGCACCAACUAUCCCAAGCUGGCGACUGUCGCCAAUCGAGUGGUGGACGUGUUUCUCACAUUCUCCAGUGGCAAUCACAUGGCUGCCGACAAUUUGCGCCAGCAGGAGUCAAACGACAAGGCGGACAAUACGGAAAAGUAUGUGGCGCUGCCCUUUGAGCAGGUCACACUCUCGUCCAGUCCCAACUCGGGACGUCUGGUCUCGACACGCGAUCUGGUGAAGCUCUGCCAGCGCUCGAAUGCCCAGUUCUCGGUGACCAGUGCCGAGUGUGCCUACUUUGUGUUCCAAAACGCAGUCGAUGUGUUUUGCUCGUAUCUCCCACAGAGCAAGGAGAAGAUUACGCUCAUCACGAGCAUCGGCGCCAAGCUGGGCAUCAUACGCUCCAGAUGCGAGCAUUUUGCCAACGAAUACAAACCGGAUGUGGAUUUUGGACUGGAUAUUAUCAAGAUUGGACGUGCUAGCCUGCUGGCCAAGUCGGAGCUGCUGUCCAACAAUGAGAAUGGGGAGGAGCAGAUCUCAGAGCAAGAUCUGAAGCGACAGAAACUAACCCAAAAGACCAGGAGGGCCAUCGGCCAGAGCAGCGUGAAGCGUGCCACCUUCUCGUUUACGCGCCUCGCCAGCUGCAUCUUGGAACGCAUUGCCGUGUGUGUGAGCCACUCGGAGCCCGUGCUGCUGGUGGGAGAAACUGGCGUGGGCAAGACCUCCUCCGUGCAGUACCUGGCCGAGCGCACCGAACACAAGUUGGUCGUGGUGAACAUGAACAACCAGUCGGAUGUCUCCGAUCUCGUGGGCGGCUUCAAGCCCGUCGAACUCAACUAUGUGCUGUCGCCGCUGCGCUGCGAGUUCGAGCAUCUGCUCUGCGAGACCUUCAAUGCGGAGAAGAACAUGCAGUUCCUGCGGAUCUUUGCCACGCACUACAACAGUGGCCGCCACAGCGUCAUCAUACGCACAAUGAUAAGCCUGUGCCAGCAGGUGUUCAGGAAUCCGGAUCUGAAGAGCCACCAGACGGUGCCGCGUUGGCGCACGCUGUCCGAGAAGUUGCAGAAGCUGCAGACGCAGCUGGACAAGAGCAUUAAUAUUUCGUUUGCCUUCAUACCCGGCUCCCUGGUGAACUGCAUCAGCAAUGGGGAGUGGGUGCUGCUGGACGAAAUCAAUUUGGCAUCGGCCGAAACGCUUGAGUGCCUGUCGACCAUUCUCGAGCCGGAGGGAUCGGUGGUGCUGCUGGAACGAGGCGACUUUACGCCCGUUAAGCGGCAUCCGGACUUUCGCAUUUUCGCGUGCAUGAACCCCAACACGGACAUUGGCAAGAAGGAUCUGCCCGUGGGCAUCCGUAAUCGCUUCACCGAAUUCUUUGUGGAUGAACUGACAACCGACGCAGACCUUAGUCUGCUGGUCAGCGACUAUCUGGUGAACACGGGCAUCCAGCGGAAAUCCGUGCACAGCAUUGUCCAGCUCUACAAGUCGCUGCGUCGCCUCUCGGAGCUCCAGCUGAACGAUGGCCUGGGCAAUCGUCCCGUCUACUCGCUGCGCACCCUUUGCCGCAGUCUGCGCAUCUGUGCGCGGAAUCUGUGCGGCUCCAUCGAGCGCAAUCUGUACGAGAGCUUCUGCCUUAGUUUUCUCACCCAACUGGACCCCGAGUCGCAUCAUGUGGUGCUGCUGCUCAUCCGCAAUGCGCUGCUGAGCAAUGCCAAGGCUGUGUUGAGCAAGCAGCUGCCCCGAUUGGGGGAGAACUAUUUGCAGUUCGAGGGCUACUGGGUGCAGCUGGGCGGCCUGGAGCAGCAGUCCUGCUCGCACUACAUCCUCACGGAGAGCGUGCAGAAGAAUCUGCAGGAUCUGGCGCGCAUCAUUUCGAUUGGCAAGCUGCCCAUCCUGCUCCAGGGACCCACCAGUGCCGGCAAGACCAGUCUGAUCGACUAUGUGGCCCGUCGCAGUGGCAAUCGGUGUCUGCGCAUCAACAAUCACGAGCACACCGACCUCCAGGAGUACAUUGGCACCUAUGCGGCCGAUCUAGAGGGCAAGCUGACCUUCCAGGAGGGUGUCCUGGUGCAGGCCAUGCGGCAGGGCUUCUGGAUCAUCUUGGACGAACUGAAUCUGGCCUCCACCGACAUUCUGGAGGCGCUCAAUCGCGUGCUGGACGACAAUCGAGAGCUGUACAUUGCCGAGACGCAGACGCUGGUGAAGGCGCAUCCCAAUUUUAUGCUCUUUGCCACACAGAAUCCGCCGGGACUCUAUGGCGGCCGCAAGACCCUUUCGCGUGCCUUCAAGAAUCGCUUCAUUGAGCUGCACUUUGCGGACAUCCCACGCGUCGAACUGGAAACCAUUCUCGAGAAGCGCUGCCUCAUCCCGCCCUCGUACGCGCGCAAGAUGGUCCAGUGCAUGACGCAGCUGCAGCAGCAUCGCAAGAACACCGCAAAGCAAGUGUUCACCCUGCGCGAUCUCUUCCGCUGGGGCAACCGCUACACGCAUGCGGACAAGUCGCUGCACGACGAUCUGCGCUAUGACUGGAAUCAGCAUCUCGUCGAGGAGGGCUACCUGGUGCUGUCCGCCAAGGUGCGCACCCCCGACGAGCAUCAAUUGAUCGAGCGAACGCUGCACGCGAACUUCAAGAAGAUCAUCGACCACCAGCGGCUCUUCGACAUUCAAACGGAUCGCGAGAGCAGCUCUCCCGUGAGCAGGCACAUCCUGCAGGCCAUACGCAACUUUAAGCUGCGCGGAGACAUCGUGUGGACGAGGAACAUGACCCGCAUGGCCGUGCUGACGGCCAAGGCGCUGGAGUUCGAUGAGCCAGUGCUGCUGGUGGGUCCCACGGGCUGUGGCAAGACCACUGUCUGCCAGCUGCUGGCCAGCAUAGCCGAGGUCCAGCUGCGGAUACUCAACUGUCACAUGCACACGGAGGGCGCGGACUUUCUGGGCGGCCUAAGACCCUGCCGCGGCGCGGAUAGCACGCAGCUCUUCGAGUGGGCCGACGGACCGCUCAUCUAUGCCAUGCAGGAGGGCUCCUACUUCAUGGCCGACGAGAUAUCGCUGGCCGAGGACUCGGUUCUCGAGCGUCUCAACUGCAUACUCGAGACGGAGCGCACCGUUCUGCUGGCCGAGAAGGGCGGCGUCAGUCCCGACUCUGACUCUGACUUUGUGGUGCAGGCCAAGGCGGGUUUCCAGUUCCUGGCCACCAUGAACCCGGGCGGAGACUUUGGCAAGAAGGAACUCUCGCCUGCGCUGCGCAAUCGCUUCACCGAGAUCUGGUGCCUGCCCUCCGACAACAAGGCGGACCUCAUCGAGAUCGCCCACAACUGCAUGGCCCGACAAGACCCCGCAUCCAGCCGCAAAGUGGCCGAGUACCUGGUGGAAAUAGUGCUCUACAUGCGUCAAUCCAAUGACAAGUUUCGGUUCUCUGUGCGCGACAUUCUCGCUUGGGCCAAUUACAUUGCAAGCAAUCGACAGCUGAGCUUCGCGGAGCAGGCCAUCUUUGGGCUGGAGACCAUCUUUCUGGACGCACUGGAAAUGUUGUUGCACGAGCCGCAGACCCAAGUGGAGCAGCUGAAGCGCACGAUCAUCGAAGAGGCUAUCAAGCAGGCUGCCCUGAUCCUAGACGAGCACUUUACCCUCGAGGAGGUGACGCAGAAGCGGGGCGAUCGAGUGGAGUUGGAUGCGGCCAGCUUUGGGUUGCGUCCCUUCUUCAUUGCUGUCAACCAGGAGCGAAGCUUGUCGCCCGCCAAGCACGAUGCCGGCUUCUUCUUUGAUGCCCCCACCACCAAGCAGAAUCUAUUCCGUCUGCUGUCGGCGCUCUCACUGCAAAAGCCCGUGCUGCUGGAGGGACCGCCAGGCGUGGGCAAGACAUCCAUUGUGGAGAGCAUCGCGGCGGCCAUUGGCUACCAGAUUGUGCGCAUCAAUCUGUGCGAGCACACGGACCUGGCCGAUCUCUUUGGCACCGAUCUGCCCGCGGAGGACAAUUUGCUGGAGACCAACAGGCAGGAGGCUGCAACGAAGUCAGCCAUUGGCAGCUUUGUGUGGCGCGAUGGCCCCCUGUUGGCCGCUCUGAAGGCUCACAAUACCUGGAUACUGCUCGAUGAGCUGAAUCUGGCGCCCCAAUCCGUGCUGGAAGGACUCAACGCUGUGCUGGAUCACCGCGGAGAGGUGUACAUACCCGAGCUGAACAAGAGCUUCCAUCUGGCUGGCAGCACGCGCAUCUUUGCCUGCCAGAAUCCCCUCAAGCAGGGCGGCGGACGCAAGGGCUUGCCCCAAUCGUUCCUCAAUCGCUUCACCAAGGUCUACCUGCGCAAGCUGACCACCGAGGAUCUGCUGCAUGUGGUGCAGGUCAAGUACGGCGAAUACUUUGAGCAAUUGGGCAGCCAUUUCAGCUCACUGUUGGAACCAGACAGCCCCAUCCAGGGCAACCUCUUUGACGUGUACAAUUGCAAGGCAACCAGCAAUGAGGAGAAUUCUCCAAACAGUUUUGAUUUGGCCGCACGUCUGGUGCGCUUCUCGGAGCAGCUGGAUGCGGGUGUGGCCACCAUGGAGUUUGGCUACCGCGGCGGACCGUACGAGUUCAACUUGCGCGACAUCCUCCGCUGGUGCGAUCUGCUGCACAAUCCCCAAACGGGCUACAUCAUCAAGGCCACGCCUCAAACUUCCUUUCGGUCCGCCUUUCGUGAGUUUCUCCUCACACUGUACGAACGCAUGCAGCUGGUGUACUAUCAGCGAAUGCGCUGCGACCAGGACAAGGUCUACAUACGGAACGCCUUCGCGAAUGUCUUCCACUGCGAUGCGGAGCAACUGAAUGCGGUGGCCGAGGAUGUGGCUCUGUACUGGACGGCAGACAGGGUGUAUCUAAAUGAUGUGGUGCUGCAGCGGGAACAGGCCGACAGCCUGGACAUGGCUACGCAGCAGGAGCAAAACGCUCCACUGCUGCUGCAGAGUCAGCGGCAGUUGCUCAAGCAAAUUGUGGAGACGGUGCACAUGGAGAAGCCGCUGCUGCUCUGCGGCGCCACGGACAGUGGCAAGACCAAGCUGAUUGACGCUCUGUGCGUGCUCUCGAAUCGUGUGUGCAAUACGGACAUCAUUGAUGACUCUGUCACGGGCAGUUUCCAGCAGAUUGAUCUGAAUCGCCAUCUGGAAGCCAUUUACAAGCGCGUGGAGUCGCUGGUAUUUGCCUCUGUGCAGCGGGCAUUCGUGCAGCGUACAGACACAGACUUUGUGCAGCAAUUGUGGAGCUGCUGGAGCAAGUACAACAUGCUGGGCAAAGUAACAGAAGAAUCCCAGCACGGCAGCGUGACCGAUGAGCUGCAGUUCUUUGGCAAGCGGCUGCAUGCGCUCGGCCUGAUCAUUCAGAAGCUAGAGGAAACGCCGGCGAGCUGCCAAGUGGCGGCAUACCAGCAGCUAAGUGAAAUCGGGUCCCAAUUCAUGGUGCUACAGGGAUACAUCAGGAGUGCGGAAUCGCUCAACACGGGCGGCUCCUUCGAGUGGGUGGACUCGCGCAUUGUGACGGCGCUGAAGUGCGGCCAAUUCAUGUUGCUGGAGCACGUGAAUCUCUGCUCGUCGGCUGUUUUGGAUCGCCUGAAUCCGGUCUUUGAGCCAAAUGGAAAUCUGCUGAUUGCCGAAAAGGGCAUCACAGCCCAGGAUAGCGCUGAGGUGGUCCACAAAUCACCGAAUUUCCGAGCCUUUCUCACCAUCGAUCCCAAGAAUGGGGAACUUUCGCGGGCGAUGCGCAAUCGUUGCGUGGAGCUGUCAUUGUCCCGGGAGGAGUACACCAUGGACGACAUGCGCGCGUUCGUGCACGGCCAGGGCGUGCACCAAACGGAGGCCAUUGACUGCAUUCUGGACAUACAUCGCGGCAUAAGCAGCCUCACCGAGUUCAACAGCUACUCCAUCUCGCAUCUCACGCAAUUGGCCUUUCUGAGCGCCGCUUAUCGGCGCAUUGGCUAUCAGCUGAAGCGUGCCAUCUAUGUGGCUGCCAUGGAGGUUUAUGUGUACUCGGCCAAUACGGAUCUAAUGGGCUACGGGCUGUCCUACUACCAGAACAAGCUGCGCGAAGUGGUGCUCGCACGCACGGAGCUCUACAAGGGAGAGGAGACAACCGUCGUUGAGGAGGAUCUGCUCAGAGAUGCCAUCAUCAGCACGGGUAACCUCAACUCCCUAAAGCUAAUCAAACUCCAGGCGGUGGCUCUGCGCGUGCUGCUCCGUGCUUUGUCCCAGGAGCAGACUGAGGUGCCGCAGCAGCAGCUCGCGGCGCUCUUUCAGCGCAUGGAUGCUUUGGACUUGAGUGGACUCAAGCUGCAGGAGCUGUGCCGUCACUUUGUCUACAUGCUGUACGAGUCGUCUGCCUUUGGGGAUCUCCAGAUGCGACAUCUCUACCUGCAGCCGUGGCUCACAGAGCAGUCGAAGGAGAUGCAAGAGUUGGCGGAGAAAUUAUGCAACUGUCUGGGCGAGCAUGCCGGGCAGGGCGGAGAUUCACUGCUGCUAAAUCUGCCAUGGAACAGGAAGCUCUUUCCCCGUCUGCGCGACUAUGCGACGGCGGGAGAACAAACGUCAACUGCGGAUACCUUAACGAUCAGUGCCUCGCUGCUGGCUCGACUGCUGCUCCAAGAUGUGCCCAGCUGCAGGCAGGCAAACGUGCAGCUGAUGGGCGCCCUGCAGUAUUCGCAGGCUCUGAGCGAGCAGAAGGUUACAGAGAAAUACGCGAAUGACUUGCUGGCGAACCUUGGGCAGUUCCUUGAGGCUCUGCACCAGGGAUUGCUGCAAGAGUUGGCCGCAGCACGCUUGGAUCUGCCACAGUAUGCACAGCUCGUGACGAGAUUCCACUGGUUUAAUCGCCUGCUGGCCACAGCGCAGCAGAAGUUGCUCUACAACAAUGAGAUCUUUGUGCCGCUGAUGCACAAGUUGGUGCUGCAUUUCCAGUGGCUGCAAAAGCAUCUGCUGGCACCCCUCUGGUCGGACUUGAAUGGACAACCAGCACUGGCGGAGAGUGUGCAGAAGAUCAACGAUUAUGUGGCGGAGACGCGUCGGCCGCUGAAUAUAUCCUGCAAGAUCUACGGCAAACAGUUUACACAGUUCCAGCCCUACUAUCUGGAUGAGCAGAUCAAACUACACUUGGAUCUGGAGCAACUUGAGCGCGAGCUGAGCGUGGUGCCUUGUUAUGGCAGCUUGGAGGAGCCAGUCUGGCUGCGGAGAUGGCUGGCCCUGCUGUCGGAUGAGUCGCACAAGUGGCGCUCGUUUCAGCGCACGCACACGCAGCGCUUUGCCUUGAAAACAUUCGAGCUGAGUGGUUCGCUGGCAGAUGCCAAUGCUGGGCUACAAUCGUCGCUGCAAAAACUGCAAACGCUGCUCAAGGAGCAAACAGAAAGCAGUCUGGAGCAUGCGGACCUGGACCUUGAUGCACUCAAGACCUUGUUGACUGCCACAGAUGAGGAGGAGGAGCAGCAGCAGCAGAACCAAGCAGACAUCGCUUCGCCGCAGCUCUUGAUGGCUGCUCUAAGGGAGUUCUUCAUGGAGCGCCUGUUGACGGGCACGUGGCGUGAGGACUCUGAUGACCAAGUAAAUCCCAUGUACACGGAGCAGUUGCUAACGCUAAAUGGCCAUCUGUGGCAGUGCCUGAACAGCCUGGACACGGCCACUCACGCGCAGAUCCGCAGUGUCUGGCAGGAGCUGUGGCAGGAGUUGGAUGGCCAGGACUUUGGCUCGCUUCUGGAGCGGCUGGGAGGCAGCUACAAGGGACUGCGCACGUAUCAGCGGCAGUACCGCAACGCCCUGCAGUGCUACCAGCUGGACAAUCUGUCCACGCGCCUUGACUGCGUGUGGGGACCCUCCUCCGCCGCGGAUGAGAAGGAUCUCUCCAGUCGCUACAGCUACCAGGGACCCGCAUUGACCAGUGUCCUGCUGUCGCUCAUCUGCCAGAAGAACGGCCAGCUGCGUUCGGUGCCCAUCAGCCAGCUGCAAACGUGGCGCUCCUCGCUGCAACAGACGCGCCAGCUGCUCUGGCAGAACUCCACGCUGCUGGCAUCCCGCUACAGUGCACGGGCCAACAACUGGUGGCAGGCGCGCGAGAGUGGCAGCCAGCUGCUGAAGGAGCUGGAGUACGUGACGCAACUGAGUCGCGGGGCACAGAAAUCCGACGCGGGCUUUGAGCGUUGCAGCACCGAACUCAGCGCAAUGAUCGGCCAACUGCGGGCAAGCGAUGAUCCACAGGAUUCCCUGACGUCCGCCUUCGAUGUGGCCUUCACCCAUGCCCUGGUGGGAGCUCUGGAACUGUGCCUGCUCACCCACGCGCCGCUGAUCGAUCCCGUGGAGAAGAAUCGCCUGAAGAACCAAUACAUAACCGAGGACAUUGACUGCCUGCGGAGUCUGACCACCGCCUACGACUUUAUGGGAAUCAUCAUGGACUACCGCCACUUUGGGGAGGAGAUUCACACGGAGCUGGUGCAGCGCCUGCAGGCGGCACGCCAGCGACAGCAGCAACUCUCCCAGAAGCUCGCCCUGCGUCCCGAUCAGUGCCUGUACGCCGCUCUAGUGCAGGAUUUGACGCAUUUCCUCCACUCGAAUGGGGACUGCCAGACGCUGUACAACCUGCUGUGCGUCGUGCGCACCGAUUGGAGCAGUUUUGUGGGUGCCCAGGUGGCCAGCAGUGGCCAGCAAAAGAGCACCAGCGAGACGCUUGGCAAGCUGCAGCUGUGGCUGGCCAAUGCCCAGAGAUUUGUCCACCACACGCUCACCCGCUACACCGGCUACUACCAGGACUUUGUGGAGCCCAUCAAGUGUGCCGUCAAUCAGCUGCGCUUCGGUUUGGAGACGCUGAAAGUGAUCUUUGCACGAGUGCUGCAGGCGGGCAAUGUGGCUAGGGCGGAGCAGCUGCAGCAGACCAUCGCCGAGAUUGUGCAGUUCCCCUCCCAGCAGCCGCUACGCACACGGAACAGCCAUCUCUAUGGACUGCUCUCGGAGCUGCCGCACUCGGAGCACGAGUACUUCCGCCUGCUGAAGGCCAAGCUCAGCGAAUUGCGCAACUACAUCGCCCUGGCAGCGAGCAUCGACGAGGCAAGCUUUGCGGCCUACGACGAUGCGCUGAGCAUCUGCAACCAGACAUGGCAGCAGGAGGAGCAGCGUCGCUGCCAGCUCAAGGCAGAGGCGGAGAGUCUGUACGUGACCAAGAGCCGCGGCGGCGUGGACAGCGAUGAGCUGGUGGAGCUGCAGGAGAUUGAGGAGAACUUCCCCACCCAUCUGGAGGAGGACUUUGCUGAGUUUCUGGCCCAGCCCACGCUCGAGCAGGUGCUGAAGCUCGACAAGCAGACCGACAGCAAGGCGAAAUUGUCGCAGAUUGUGGCCGAACAGGAUUACGCCUUUCUGGCGCGCAACUUUAUCGAGGUAAUGGCACGCCACACGCCCGUCUACUACCGCGAGCAGCCCAAGGACCAGACAGCAGCAGCGGCAGAGCUCCACUUCCUGUCGCCCUACUUGGCCCGCUUCCAGGUCUUUGCCCAUCUGCAUGGCCACUACCGAACCGCUCUGGGCGCCGCGUUGGACGAGAGCGCCUGCAACGGCCUGGCCUUUGGGCUGGCCUUGCAACAGCGCCAGCUGCGUGACAUCGACUUGCAGGAGGAGGUGGGAGGAGCACGCAAGAGCCAGCCGUACGACUACUACAAAGACUCGAACAUAGCCGAGGUGCAGGGCUGCAUGGACGUGCUGGAGCGCAUCGAGCGGCGAGUGGUGGAGCAACUGGAGCUGUACCCAGAGCACGCGGGACUGGCGGACAUUCGACUGGUGAUUGGCCGCAUCCGCAAGCUGCCCGCCCACGCCUGUGUGGUGCGCUUCAACACGGGCUUCCAGCUGCUACGCCAGAAGGUGGCCCUCUGGAACGAGGUGGCCCACCGAAAGAACAAUCUCGUGCCCGAGGAGCUGGAGGUGGCCGAGUUUGUGCAGCGAUGGACCAAGCUGGAGCUGCAGCACUGGCGCCAGUGCCUCAACCAGACCGCCGAGCAGGUGGAGCUGCAGGCCCAUCGCUACUGGUUCUUCAUCUACAAUCUGCUGCAGCAGUUCAUCCAGCAGAAGAAGCUGGACCACUCCUACACGGACAUAAAGUUUGCCGAGCAGCGCUUCGGGCAGGACCAGCUGCUGGACGCCCAGGAUCUGGGCGAGGCCAGCCGCGUCGAGCUGCCCCAAAUGGUGCGCAUCCUGCGGCAGUUUGUAGAGGCCGCCGCCUACGGCGACUUCCAUGUGCGCCUGCAGCUGCUCCACGGCUUCGAGAUGUAUCUGCACAACGUGGAGCGGGCGGGCAAGAUUGAGGGGCUGCCUCCACUGAUUGCCGCGCUGCACAAUCUCCAACUGUACUUUUCACAGUUUGCGGGCGAGGUGGCGGAGAGCGUGAAGGCGCGCCGUGCGCCCAUCGAGAAGAAACUGCGCGAAUUCGUCAAGAUUCAGAGCUACAGCAAGGACCUGAGCUACUUCAGCAUGCGCAACAAUGUGGCCGGCGUGCACCGGAACCUGAACAAGUUCCUCAAGGAGUACAAGCUGGCGCUGCAGGCGAAGAUCAGCGAGGUCUUCCAGCCCAAGGAUGCCACCGCCAAGGACUACGCUUUCGGCAACGAGAAGGCCAAGAAUCAGCGGCACCUCCACAAGAUUAAGUCCCUCCUCGCCGAUCAGCCGGGCUGCUUUGUGGCCAGCGAGCAGCUGCGCGACAGCUUCUCCCUCCGCGCGGAGCAUGUCGCCGACAAUGCGCUGCUGCAGCGACUGGACAAGCACUUUGCCACCGCCCGGCAUGUGGUGGAGGAAACGCUGGCGCAUGUGCCCUACGGGAAGCUGAUCACAGAGCUGGACGAGCUGCUGACCGAUCAGCUGGAACGCUGCGAGCAUCUGCGCGCCCUCAACGUAGAUCGCAGCAAGGAACGACCGCAGCAGAAGCUGCAGGCCAAGCAGAUACUCCAGCAGAAGCGCAAGGCGCUGACGGACCUCUUCAAGACCCUCCAUCGGCUGGGCGUCAGCUACAAGACGGGCCUCAUGGAGCUCUCGCUGCGCACCGACUUCGAGGACUUUGCACUGCCGCCCUACUGCAUCCGGGCCAUGCUGCCGCGCCUCCAUCCCAGCUGGCAGCAUCUCAACGAGCAUCUGGACCUGUACUUCAUGAAGAGCGUGUUCAAGCUGAAGCUGCUGCAGAACAUUAUGCUGACGCCGCUCUCGGAGCUGGGCCCGCCCAAUAUCGAGCGCAUCAAGGGCUUUGCCGUGGACAUGUUUCUGCUGGUGCAGCAGCAGCGCCAGCAGCUCUCCGAUGCCACACGGCAGCUGCACGAACUGCGCAACGCCUUGGCCAAUCUGCGACAGGUGGCCGAUGCCAGGGAGCGGGCAGAGACUGAUCUGCAGUCGCUAGACUUUGCCCGCAGUGCGGAUUUGGGUGCAGAGAUGAAGCAGAAGCUCUGCCAGAUCCACUAUGUCCUUAGGCAGUGGCAGCUGCUGCUCAGCUGUGCGCCGCCAAAUCUUGCAUCGUCGGAGGUCAAUGAGCAUCGCGCUCUGGAACGGACAGUGCCUCUGGCGCAGUCGCAGCUCGCGGAGCUGUGCGGGCAGAUACUGGCGAGCAGCCAGAAGCUGCUGCACGAGCUAAACCACACCAGCCUCGAGUUUGUGUCCGCACACAAGAUGGAGCAACACCAGAGGGGCUACCGCCAGAUACUCGAGACAAUUGAGAAGAUCCUCGCGCUGCUGCGUACCGAUUCGAAUGCCCAUCUGCCUCUGGCUCAGCCGCUGCUGGAACUGCUAACCAGCCAGAAGGUGGAGACACACGCUGAGCUCGGGCAGGCGCAGGCGGACCCCAUAGAUGUGUCCAAUGCGGACACGGAACUGGCCAACAUUGCCCACAGCGUGCUGCUGUCGCUGCAGAAGAUCUACAAGCAGCACGGCCAAGCGCAGGAGAACGGCAAGGAGCAGCAGGAGCAAACGGAGGCACUGCAGGAGCAGCAUCUGACAAAGUGUCUGACCAGCGAUCUGGUGGCAGACUGGCAGCUGCUCAGCCUGCCACGCGUUCUCGAGAAGCUCUCCAAUGUGCUGCUGGUGCUUAAGCAUGCCCAGCCCAGUGCCGAGAAGCUGCUGUGCCUGCGUCGUGCCGUGGCGCUGAUACCCAUCCUGGAGCAGUAUCAGCUGCUGGCCGACUAUCUGCUGCUGCAGCAGCUGGGCACGCACAAGGUUUCGGCCAAGAUGAUGUCCGUGAUGCUGACGAUAUUCGUGGAGAUUGGCAGCAAGGGAUUCUGCGUGCCGCCCGAUCUCAUGCAGGACGAGGAGGGGCAGUCGAAGCAGGACUCAAAGACUGGCGAGGGCUUUGGGCUGGAGGAUGGUACGGGGGAGAAUGAUGCCUCGGAUAAGAUCGAGUCUGAGGAUCAGCUGGACGAUGCCAAGCGGCCGGAGGAUCGCAAGGACGAGGACGAGAAGCAGGAGCCCGACUGCAAGGAGGAGAAGGGCAUCGACAUGAGCGACAACUUCGAUGCCAAGAUGCAGGACGUGGAGAAGCCCGAGAACGAGGAGGAUGACAGCGGCGAGUCCGAGGACGAGGACGAGCUCAACAAGGAAAUGGGCGAGACGGAGGAGGGCGCCGAGAAGCUGGACGAGCAGAUUUGGGGCGACGACGAGGAGAAGCCCGAGGAGGAGGAGCCCGAACUCAACGAGGAGGAUCAGGGCAAGGGCACCAAGGACGAGAAGGACACGCACAAUGAUCUGGACACCAAGAACGAGGCCGCCAAGGAGGAUGGCCAAGAUGAGCACGAAAAGGAUGGCCUGGAUGCCACCAACGAGCCGGGCGACAGCGAGGACAAGCGCAAGGAGCAGGCCAAGGACAUCGAUGACAUGAAGGAUCCGGAAAUGGACGAGGAGCAAACAAAUGCCGUCCACAACGAGCUGGAGGAGCCGCCAGAGCCCGAGGAAAUGGAUCUGGGCGACAUGAACAACGUCGACGAGGGCCACGACGAGGCGGAGGAGCCCACCGACGAGAACCCCUUCGACAUCGAUGCCAUGAAGGAGAACAUGCAACCGGCCGAGGAUGCCGAUGGCGAGGCCGAGGAAGAGCCAACUGAGCAGGACGCCGAUCCACAGAGCGAUGGCAGCGACUCUGAAGAGGAAGCGGAAGCGGGCAAGGAGGCGGACGCUGAUCGUAGCCAAAAUGGCCCAGAAGAUGAGGCAGACGAAGCCACAGCGGAAGACGAAAAGGAGGAGCCCACCACCCAGACGCGUGGCGAAGAGGAGGAGAAACCCGCCGAUGCCGAGGAACCGGAGGCAGAGGAAGCCGAAAAGCGCGAGGAGAAGCCGGAGCAGCACACGCAGUCGCUGGACAAGUCCAGCAAGGAGGAGAAUGUGCAGUCCGUGCCGGAGACGGAGAAGAGCAGCUCGGCGGACCAGGUGCAGCAGCCACAGGAUCAGGAUGUCAAGCAGGAGCAAAAGAUGGAUGAGCAGGAAACGGGCGAGGAGAAGGAUGGCGUUGGCCAGGCCGAGAACGAUACGAACGAUGGCGGCCACCAGGGCGUAGCCGAGACCCAGGAGACUGUGUCCCAGGAGGAGCGCAAGAACGAGAAGCAGACGCAGGAGAAGCGCAAGCAGGGACGCACCAACGAGGAGCGCACGCUGGGUGAAGCGGAAAAGAAUAAAUUGAAGCAACUGAAGACCAUUGACCAGAUGAAGGAGUCCAACGAAAAGGAAGAGUCCGAACAGCAGCAGCAGCAGGAGGAAACAGAUCCCGCCGAGGCAGAGGAGUACCAGCAUGUCAAGGAGCCAAAGAACAGUGACAAGACUACGCUGGAUAAUGCCACCGAAGAGCAAUCGAAGAAGAUCCAGAACCAGGAGGAUGAUGAGGCGCCCACUGAGGAAACAGAAGCGGAUAAUGCCGAUGAAUUGAUGGACACCGAAGAGCCAGCAGUCGAACAGGAGGAAGGCACACAGCUCGAGCAGCUGGGGGCAGAGAAGACGGAGCAAAAGUCCGAUAAACCAUCCAAAACGGAGCAGUCCAAGGAACGUCUGGAGACACCCGAGGGCAUGGAGAUCGAGGGUGAAGUGGUGCCCACAAUGACAGUGCCACGCAGCGCAGAGACGACGGCGCACAGCAACAUCGAGCUGCUGAUGGACAAGAGCGCACAGGCGGAGGAGCUAAGCACGGGCCAGCAAAUAGAAUUGCGACAAAUGUACCAGCAACAGUUGACCACAUUCCGCGGUUCUCAACCGCAACACGAGGACUACGAGAACUGGCAGAGUAUAUCCAGUCGCAUGACCCAGAACGCGCGCGAACUCUGCGAGCAGCUGCGUCUCAUCUUGGAGCCCACGAAGUGCACGCGCCUGAAGGGCGACUAUCGCACCGGGCGACGCAUCAAUAUGAAGAAGAUCAUUCCCUACAUUGCGUCCCAGUUUCGCAAGGACAAGAUCUGGCUGCGACGCACGAAGCCUGCGCAGCGUGACUACAAGAUUACGAUUGCCAUUGACGAUUCCAAGUCGAUGCAUCACAACAAUUCCAAAACGCUGACCCUGGAGGCAAUCUCACUGGUCUCGCAGGCCCUCACACUGCUGGAGAGCGGCCGCCUGAGCAUUGUCUCGUUCGGUGAGGCGCCCCAGAUCAUCCUCAACCACACGGAACAGUUCGAUGGUCCGCGUUUGGUGAACGCCUUAAACUUUGCUCAGGACAAGACGAAAAUUGCUGGACUGCUGGACUUUAUGCGCACCGCAAAUUCGGAGGAGAGCGGCCUGGGCGGCGACAAUGGCCUGUUUGAGAAUCUGCUGCUCAUUCUCAGCGAUGGACGCAACAUAUUCAGCGAGGGCGCCCAAAAGGUGAAGAGUGCCAUCAAACUGGCACGAUUGCAGCGCAUCUUUCUGGUGUACAUCAUCAUUGACAAUCCCGACAAUAAGAACUCUAUACUGGACAUACAGCAUGUGGCAGUGAAUGCCGAUGGUUCGGUGAACAUUAGCUCGUAUCUGGACAGCUUUCCGUUUCCCUACUACGUGAUUGUGAGGGAUCUGAACCAGCUGCCGCUGGUGCUCAGCGAAGCCAUGCGGCAGUGGUUUGAGCUGGUGAACAGCGAGUAAUAGCUUGACCUGUACAGCACUACAAACUGUAUCAUGAAGAUACAUAUGUUUGCCUUAAUUGGCACAUAUUUUUUAAUAGGCUUAAGUAGAAAUUGUAUAUCUGUAGAUGGAUUAGUUUAAGCGUAGCUUUAAGUGCACAUGCUGCUAACAUUAUUCCCUUGUAAUAAAACACAUCCCUCUAAA